GUGCAGUUGCCCGGAGGCCCCGGGGGCUCGCGCGUCGCGGCGUCGGGGAAGCGGUAGCAACCACUCUCCUCCCGCUGGCUGCUUCUUAUGACUUUUCUUUUGUUGUUGCUGUGACCCGGGUCUGUUUUCUCCUCUGUUGUUUAAGGUGUUUUCCUGCUGCACCGGCUCUACGCCCUCCACCUCCUUCCCUGUGGUUUUAACCUUCCUCUUUCCCCGUGUGUUUUAUGCACGGCGAACUACGUAAAGAUUUGCAUUGCUUCCCCACUCGGCACCCCCGCCCCCACCUCUCUGAAAAACCAAACCCCAACCUCACAAAACCUCUAUGGAUCCGCGGUAGCGAGACGUGAAGGGGUUGAUUUGUGGAGUGGGAGUCGCUGGCCCAUUGCGGUGCUUGGGACUCAUUAAACUGUCACUCACCCCCCACCCCACUGGGUAAAUGGGGUGAUUAAUGUCUGAUAUAUUGGAAUGGGUCGAGGGCAUUUGUGGAGAAUAGGUGGUGUGGCUGGGAGGAAAUUGAUCUCCCAAAGAUGUCUCCUGGACUAAGCGUUCAUAAUUAUGUCACUCACCGCGAAGUUGGAGAAAGUUAGGUUUGUGACUUUGGGAAAGCGAGAAGGACAGGACGGAGUCGUCGGGUUUUGUUACUCUUUAACUCUCCGCCACGGCUUUCUAAUGGGAACGAAGUGGUUAUCACCAGGGCUGGGACGCUGGCACCUCAGGCCCGAGUUCCUUUUCUACCCCUCGCCCUCCCAAGAGUCUGAGGAGAUGUAUUUGACAUUCAGAGAUGUCGCAGCACCCUGCCCGGCACCGGUCAGCCCAGCCUGGGUCGCAUUACAGUUUCAUCAGCUAUUAGAAAAGACCCACAAACUGGCUGAAAAGUUCUCAAACUUACUAGACCUGGCUUCCCCCCACACACAGAUUUUCUUGUGAUCAUAAACAUUACAGAGUGACCCCCCCCCCCCAAAAAAAAGAUUGUUAAGGGACACAGAUCAAGGGGAAGGCAAGGUUCUGCUUUUUCUGAGCAGAAAGAUCAGAUAUGCAGGUGCAGCAUUCAUUUUAAGUGACUGUAGCAGGUUGUAUCAGUUUAUUAAUUGGUCUCGUUGAACUGAAGUACUUUCCAGGAUUUCAGAAAGUGCAGUUUCAGCUUGUUGGUACCGAGAAUUGAAAUUUGCAUUGACUGUGGCAGUGUAAGAAAUUUUUCUGAGAAGGUAGUUGUAGAUAAGUAAUUAAAUAAGAGUGAAAUAAUAAGGUGAACCAGUCUGAAGUAAUAGUUUUGAACAAGUCUGCCAACAUUUGAGACAUGUAUACCAUUAUCUCAGCAGAAAAAAAUUAAAAAGUGCGGUAAUAAUGUUGAAAUGGGACUGGAGAUGUCAAAUGGGUUGGUUUAAAAAUAUCCCUAAACUGCCUUAGAAACUAAACGUUGGAGUUGAAUAAAAGUGAAUCUGGAUUUCCUGAAUAGCACCGUGGCUUGAGUGUGCUGUCAGUAUGUAAGCCAGUCCACCAACUUAAGACAGAAGUGUUGCUAUUCCAUAAAUACAGUAGAACUCCAUAUGCUGAGUUUUUCAAUUUCUUCUGUUAGAAAGUUUGGAAAAAAAGGAAGACUUUGAAGUAUUUUGUUUAUACUAACAGAAGAGAAAAGUUCUCCUAAGAAAAAGCUGGUGGCAGGAGUGUAGAGGAGUAGCAUAUGGCAUUAAAAGGAGCACAGCUGGAGGUAGCAUUUCCAUCUGAACAUGAUGUCAGAGCAGCUGACAGCCUGCCAUCCCUCAGCCUUUUAUUCUAACACACAGACAGGGAGUUAGUGUGUGCGGAUCUGUGGUGGAGAAGGUAUCUCAUUCCUCUCUAACAUCAUCUCCACUUUGCAUCUGUCUCUCUUAGUCUGCUUUUUUUCCACCGAUGUAACAGACCUGGAGCCAGCAGGACUCAGAGGAAAGGACUUAAUCAGGUUUAUGUGUCCUAAAGCUCCUUCUGAUCUCGUACAUGUGUGCUAUACCUGCAAAUCUGAAGGCAUUAACAUCUGUUUUUAUACACAGGGCUUUUGUUGUAACACCCUGACUUUAAAAGUUAUGAAGACAGUAUGGAGUUUCCAGACCAUAGUAGACAUUUGCUGCAGUGUCUGAGCGAGCAGAGACACCAGGGUUUUCUUUGUGACUGCACUGUUCUGGUGGGAGAUGCCCAGUUCCGAGCGCACCGAGCUGUACUGGCUUCAUGCAGCAUGUAUUUCCACCUCUUUUACAAGGACCAGCUGGACAAAAGAGACAUUGUUCAUCUGAACAGCGACAUUGUUACAGCCCCCGCUUUCGCUCUCCUGCUUGAAUUCAUGUAUGAAGGGAAACUCCAGUUCAAAGACUUGCCCAUUGAAGACGUGCUAGCAGCUGCCAGUUAUCUCCACAUGUAUGACAUUGUCAAAGUCUGCAAAAAGAAGCUGAAAGAGAAAGCCAGCACGGAGGCAGACAGCACCAAAAAGGAAGAAGAUGCUUCAAGUUGUUCGGACAAAGUCGAGAGUCUGUCCGAUGGCAGCAGCCACAUGGCAGGCGAUCUGCCCAGUGAUGAAGAUGAAGGAGAAGAUGAAAAAUUGAACAUCCUGCCCAGCAAAAGGGACUUGGCGGCCGAGCCUGGGAACAUGUGGAUGCGAUUGCCCUCAGACUCAGCAGGCAUCCCCCAGGCUGGCGGAGAGGCAGAGCCACACGCCACAGCAGCUGGAAAAACAGUAGCCAGCCCCUGCAGCUCAACAGAGUCUUUGUCCCAGAGGUCUGUCACCUCCGUGAGGGAUUCGGCAGAUGUUGACUGUGUGCUGGACCUGUCUGUCAAGUCCAGCCUUUCAGGAGUUGAAAAUCUGAACAGCUCUUAUUUCUCUUCACAGGACGUGCUGAGAAGCAAGCUGGUGCAGGUGAAGGUGGAGAAAGAGGCUUCCUGUGAUGAGAGUGAUGUUGGCACUAAUGACUAUGACAUGGAACAUAGCACUGUGAAAGAAAGUGUGAGCACUAAUAACAGGGUACAGUAUGAGCCGGCCCAUCUGGCUCCCCUGAGGGAGGACUCGGUCUUGAGGGAGCUGGACCGGGAGGACAAAGCCAGCGAUGAUGAGAUGAUGACCCCAGAAAGCGAGCGUGUCCAGGUGGAGGGAGGCAUGGAGAGCAGUCUGCUCCCCUACGUCUCCAAUAUCCUGAGCCCCGCGGGCCAGAUCUUCAUGUGCCCCCUGUGCAACAAGGUCUUCCCCAGCCCCCACAUCCUGCAGAUCCACCUGAGCACGCACUUCCGCGAGCAGGACGGCAUCCGCAGCAAGCCUGCCGCCGAUGUCAACGUGCCCACGUGCUCGCUGUGUGGGAAGACUUUCUCUUGCAUGUACACCCUCAAGCGCCACGAGAGGACUCACUCGGGGGAGAAGCCCUACACAUGCACCCAGUGCGGCAAGAGCUUCCAGUACUCGCACAACCUGAGCCGCCACGCCGUGGUGCACACCCGCGAGAAGCCGCACGCCUGCAAGUGGUGCGAGCGCAGGUUCACGCAGUCCGGGGACCUGUACAGACACAUCCGCAAGUUCCACUGUGAGUUGGUGAACUCCUUGUCGGUCAAAAGCGAAGCACUGAGCUUGCCUACUGUCAGAGACUGGACCUUAGAAGAUAGCUCUCAAGAACUUUGGAAAUAAUUUUAUAUAUAUAUAAAUAAUAUAUAUAUAUAUAUAUAUACAUAUAUAUAAAUAGAUCUCUAUAUAGUUGUGGUACGGUCUAAAAGCAGUCUUGUUUCCUGGAAAUAAAAAGUUGGGAUAUUAACUUGUUUUUGCACUUUAGAAUAGCAUGAGAAUCUCACUAAUUUAGCAUUCUGAUAAAAGAAACUUUAGAGCAAGUCAGAAUAGAGAGGUGUUUUUCCUUUGAGGGGGUAGGGGAAGUAAGCCAAUAAUAACCUUUUAAACAAAUCGUCCUGUCACAAAAUGCUUUCAUAUGGCUUAAUUUUGUCAACACUGCAUUGUCUUUUGAGCUCUUUUUUUCCCCCCCAACAAAGUUUUUUUUUUUUUUUUAAAGUAGAAAUUCCCUCCAGUUUUAUUAGCCUCUUUAUAUGUCUCAAAUUGCAUGAAUUUUUUCUGGCUGUUGGAAACCUGAAUGCUUUUAGACCCAAAUGGAAAAUUUCUGAAAUGCUGGAUUAUCUAUUUUUAAACAAGCAGUUGACUUAAAACUUUCUGUGGCAACUUCUGGUUUUCUGACGGUUCCCAGUGAGAGAAAUGCUGAAAGUACACUGGGAUCACUGGGACACUGUCUUAUGAAGGUUUGCUUGGGAUGAAAAAGGAUAUUGCAGCUUCAGCAGUGUUGAACUGUGUUUAAAAUGUGAAUUACUGUUAUUGUAUACUGUAAUUGAUUACAUGGGCUGGGGGGGUGUCAAAGAACUUGACAGGUUGUGUUGAUGCUCUUAGUUGAGUCUUGAAAAGUAAAUAUUAACGCUACAGAAAUGCAUGAGUUUCAAUAUAUUUUUUGUCUUUGUUUGCAUUGUAUAACUUUAACGAGUGAGUUUAAAAUUAUUUAAUUUCCUUAGAAAAAUAGCACCAUUUGGAAAAAAAACUGGUGUUAUGAAGAACGUAAAUGCACUGUUUUUAUUUUUAUUUUAUAUAAUUUAAAUUGACUUUCCCACUGUCUUUAAGUUGAAACUGUUAAGCUGAAUAAAAACUUAAGCUGCAAAUUGAUAACUUCGCUACAUAACAAGGAAAAUAUAAAUGUUUACAAACAGCUUAAAGAUUGCAUGUGCAGUGUGCAUUUAUAACAAACUUCUAAUUGCACAAAACCCAUGCCAGCUCAGAGUUUAGGUGUACACAUUUACCCAGUUGAGCAUUUUUAGAAUAACUACUGCACAAGUUGACAAUAGGUCAUUCUCUCUUUUUUUUUGUUUGCUCCCUUUUUCUUUUUCUCCCCUUCUUCCUUACCCUCCCUCCCUUACUCUCCCCCCCACCACCCUCCACCCCCAACUCAUGAAAAGAUUCUAUGGACUGAAAAAGCCCCAGGCUGAAAGGACUGGACUGCCUUGAUUGACAUGGGGAAGGGGGUUAGUAGACUAUGUGGAUUGCGGCAGCAGAGGCUGCAGCCUAACGUGUGGUUUUAAUGACCAGCACGCAAGGCAAAAGCAUUUUGCACAGUGUUUGUUUUCCUGUCUUGCACUUACAAAUAAGGUCUAUGGGAGUAGCAUGGAAAACGUUUGCUGUUUUUCCCUUUUUUUUUUUUAAUUGCUUUUGUUUAAAAUUUGAUCGCCUUAACUACUGUAAACAUAGCCUAUUUUUGUGCUUAAGAUACUGAAUGGAAAACUCCAUUGUGUGUUGCUGGACUGUUUUGGAAAUAUUUGGUUAAAUGUGUGUUAAUUUGGCUGUAAUGGCAUUUAAAGCAAACAAACAAACAAAAAAAGCUGUGAAAAUGGCCUUGGAGCAUUAUCUUUAGUUACUUGAAGAGUUUCUAGUUUUUUUAAAAUACAGUUUAUGUUAAAAUAAUUUUUAUUAAUUUAGAGAAGACAAUCAAUGUCUGUGAGAAAACGGACUUUCUUUUGGAUUUUCUUUUUGUGGUCAUUGUGAGUGAUUGCUUUUUCCUUUUCUUAGUUUCACAUUCUUCCUUUGUUCUAAAACUUAGACUGACAUCUAGCUUUGACAAUCAUAGUAUGUUUUAUUUUCCUGAGGGGGGAAUAACUUAUAAUGCUGUUUAGUUUUGUACUAUUGGUGUGUUGGUGAAUUUUUAAACUGUGUGCUAACUGCAAUAAAUUAUAUGAACUGAGAA
Molecule: messenger RNA, 5738 nt
Organism: Pongo pygmaeus (Bornean orangutan)
Lineage: Eukaryota; Metazoa; Chordata; Mammalia; Primates; Hominidae
Gene: ZBTB18
Product: zinc finger and BTB domain containing 18
Exons: 3
Coding region: 2072-3640 (522 amino acids)
Biological process (GO): regulation of transcription by RNA polymerase II
Cellular component (GO): nucleus
Molecular function (GO): protein binding; DNA-binding transcription factor activity, RNA polymerase II-specific; RNA polymerase II cis-regulatory region sequence-specific DNA binding
Source: RefSeq, a predicted model, not a curated record